Filobasidium floriforme is the source of this 2588-nucleotide messenger RNA. Its product is annotated as alkaline phosphatase. The transcript has 10 exons. Bases 219 to 2249 code for a protein of 676 amino acids. Gene Ontology annotation, molecular function: alkaline phosphatase activity. Gene Ontology annotation, biological process: dephosphorylation. Lineage: Eukaryota; Fungi; Basidiomycota; Tremellomycetes; Filobasidiales; Filobasidiaceae. The record is from RefSeq and is a predicted model, not a curated record.
AUCGAGAGGAAACGUGCGAUAUCCCCAUUCACACCGAAUAAACAAAAAAAUCAUACCCCUCCGGCUGUAUGCUCCGGGGCGUGUGAUGUUCAAGUAUAUAUAAUGUGAAGGUUGAUCUGGCAAGUCCUCGUUUUGACCUUACUCGUCACCCCUCCUCCCUCAUCACCACCAAUCUUCACCAACCGGCAAACAUAGAGAGGAAAGCGACGACUACAAGUAUGCGGUCCACUUACCUCGCCCUCGCUUCUCUGGCUUCCAUAGCCACACCUGUUCUGGGUCAGACUUUUCAGCGAUUAGGAGGAUGCCCGACGCUCGGAUGUGUGUUCCCACCCGACCAGGCGGAGUUUUUGGCUGGAGCCAAGUUUGAUAUCAGGCUCGAGGUCCACGCACCCGUCAACGGCUCUGAAGCUUUCAACAACGGUGUCCCCGACGAAAACUUCUCCCUCCAGAUCUCCAACAACAAGGGCUAUUCGGCCUCUAUCACCGAUUUCUUCCAGACUCCGGAUACUACCGUCGAGAAGUGGAACUUUACUUGGUACGAAGACCUCUUUGCACUAGACGCCAAGACCCCUACGGAAGUCAACGUCGCGAGUAAAGCGUACCGAUCGUUGUCCUUGUCGGAGCCGGGCGAGUAUACGGCAACGUUGAAGUAUUAUGAUGGACAAGAGACGGUCGCUAGGUGGACGGUUAGGGAACCUUGUGAGAAGCCUUUGGUCAAGAAUGUGAUCUUGUUCAUCGGGGAUGGCAUGCCCCAGUCGGCGAUUACGGCGGCGAGGUUGCUCGCUCACAAGCAGAUCAACGGAAAGUACCAGUCCACCAUGCAAUUGGACAAGAUGGACGGGGUAGGUUUGCAGAUGACCCAUUCUAUGGAUACCUUCAUCACCGACUCUGCCAACUCGGCUACUGCCAUCAUGACCGGCCACAAGUCUACGGUUAAUGCCCUCGGGGUUUACAGGGAUUCUUCUCCCAACCCUUUUGAUGACCCCAAGGUGGAGACUAUCGCUGAGCUCUUCCACAGGCAGCGAGGUGGAAAGGUUGGGAUCGUCUCGACUGCUUUCUUGGCGGACGCUACUCCUGCCUCGUUGGUUGCCCACACCCGUGACCGAGGUCAAUACGCCCCGAUCACCGAGAUGUACCUCAACGGAGUCACCUCGAACUACUCUGACUGGACUUCGUGGUCCGGCCCCGACGUCCUCCUCGGAGGUGGUGCCGAGCAGUGGAUCGCCGGAUCGGGAUCUCCAGGCAAGAAGGACUAUUACGAGGUCUUCAGGCAGGCGGGGUACCAGGUCGUCAACGACAAGGAUCAGUUGGCUUCCGCGGAUGCUAGUCAGAGGACUUUGGGAGUGUUCAGUCAGUCGAACAUGGCCAAGUGGAUCGACCGAGAGAUCUUCCCUCAGAACCUUCCUAACAUCACCAAGAGCCCCACUGGUAAUGGUACCGCUGUCAACCAACCCGGACUCGCCGAGAUGACCUUGAAGGCCAUCGACGUCUUGCACUCCCGAUCGGGCGACAAGGGAUUCUUCCUGAUGAGCGAGGCCGCCUCGAUCGACAAGAUGUUCCACGCCAUGGACUAUGACCGAGCUUUGGGAGAACUCUUGGAGCUGGACGAUACGGUUAGACAGACGAUCGCUCAUCUGGAAACGAUUGGCGAGCUGGACGAGACGUUGAUCGUCGUCACCGCCGAUCACGCACACGGGUUCGACGUCUUUGGGUCGAGUGAUUCCAAGUACAUGACCGCCAAGGACGAUGAUAGGGUCAAGAGGAGCGCUAUCGGAAUUUACGAAUCUUCGGGGCACUCCGAGUACCAGGUCGCCAAGGGUUCUCGACCUGACAACGAGACCAUCGUCUACGGUGACCAGGGCCCCAACUUCCCCGUCCAGUGGGACCCCCGAUACACCAUCGCCGCCGGUUUCGGAGCCCACCCUGACGUCCAAGAAUCCUACUCGAUCGCCAAGAACGGUCCUCGUCUCCCCGCCAUCACCCAGAACGGGACCGCCUACGCCAACCCGGCUGACAAGCCCGAUGGGUACUUGACCAACGGGACCAUCCCUGCCGACCAGACUCAGGGGAUCCAUUCGUUGCAGGACGUUCCUAUCUUUACCAAGGGCAAGCCUGAAGCUGUCGCCGUCUUCCGAGGGGUGAUGGAGAAUACCGACAUCUUCUUCCACAUGGCCAAGGUUUUGGGUUUGGGAUCUACCGAUCGGGAUCAGAACAAGGGUAACGGGAAGGGCAAGGACAACAAGGCUUAGAGGUGGUUUAGCGAAUCGCGAGGAGAAAGAUUUUAAAUAGAUAAAGAUAGAAGAUGCUUUACAUAAUCCGCUUACCGGUACAAUAAUGAUUGUACGAAACGAAAAAGAACUCGAUUUCCUGGGAACAUGAGAAGGUCGAGAUCCGGAUGAUCACAGUAUGCUCAGCGAGAUCGUUCCCGACUCAUAUGAGUUCUGAAGCAUUUGACCCGUGUUCAGCUCCUGGAUAUCUGAGUGCAUCGUACAGAGGAAAGAGCAGUUCCUGCGCGUCGAAACGGCAGAUCGAUCCCCAAUUUCAUGCCCAUCGUAGCCAUCUCCGUGGAUCUUUUUCGAGGUUCUAGA